This is a messenger RNA of Penicillium canescens, 564 nucleotides long. RefSeq lists its product as uncharacterized. The record is from RefSeq and is a predicted model, not a curated record. The transcript is spliced from 3 exons. NCBI's taxonomy places the organism in Eukaryota, Fungi, Ascomycota, Eurotiomycetes, Eurotiales, Aspergillaceae. The coding region runs from base 1 to 564 and encodes 187 amino acids.
AUGCCUUCAACUUCUUACGAUCAAACCAACCCAUCAUGGUGUAUCGAGGCAAUACCCCGACAACAGAAGAAAUGGUUCUCCUUCCUAUCCCUACGCUUCGGAACAGUACUCUGCACCAUGACGGCCGUUAUCUGCUUUUCCUGGGCUAUGGUCCAACACGACGAAGGAAUUGUUUCAACGGAUGGGUUAGGAUCUGCAUGGUCUAGUAUUAAUAUUGGUACUUCUGCCUACGGCUUCAUCUGGUCAACCGCCUACCUCAUCGUCAUAUUCUGCAACUGCAUCGUUCCACCCGCAGCGAGCAUUACAUUGGACUGUAUUGCAUUUAUUGCGCAGAUCAUCAGUGUUAGUUUUGAUUUGCAUGAGCUUGCUUAUUGGAAUGGGGGUGGCUAUGGACUUUCUCGUACUACUGAUGAUGAUGUGUUAUAUGGGGUUGAGUGUUUUGGGUGUUCGGUUAUGUUGUUUGGGGUGCUCUUCUAUCUUGUUCUUGUUGUGUGGGCUUCUAGGGCCUGUCAUGUUGAGCGGAAGGCUGGGAGGAGGGACUUCAAGCCUUCUUUUGAUGCUUAA